Messenger RNA from Seminavis robusta, 1214 nucleotides. The record is from the annotation of a GenBank genome assembly. Lineage: Eukaryota; Bacillariophyta; Bacillariophyceae; Naviculales; Naviculaceae.
GCGAGCCCCAAAGAGCUUCGCUUCGCUUUGCUUUGAGACGUGGAUACUGUCAUGCAUCCAACCAAGGGGAGAAAACAAGAGAAACCGACGAAACGAAAGAGCUUGGUGGAUUGAUGUUGGAUGAAUUCAUAGCAACGUUCACUCAAUACAAUUACAGAAACAACACGAUAACAGUGUACGCAAAUUCCCAAAUGCGGAUCCUUGCCAUCUUGUUUCUGGGUAUUACGGCUCAGGCUGUGAGCUGUGAAGUCGCGAAAUCAGGAGCGAGGACCUUGCAAGCAACUGGUCAAGGACAUCAACCCAGGUAGCUCCAACAGCUAUCCUUUUGGCUACCAGAAGGGAGAGACCAGGUGAUCUUUACAAGCGAUGAUAGCAAUGGUAGACAACCGUGGAUAUCCAAUGCAACAGAAGCUGGAACGAUGCGAAUGGGGUCUGCCAGAAUCAAUCCACGGCGAUGGCGCUACCAUGGUGGGGUUUGGUCUUCGUGGCAUUUCUCGGGAUUACCUCUACUUUCCGUGCGGGCAGCCCAUGCUUUGGAGAUGCAAUCUGCUACAACGACAUUGAACCUAUCCGAUUCUUUGGAGAGAGCGAAACGAUAAGAAGCCUGGCAGCCUGGAAAGACAGUCUCUAUUUCACAGUCGACUCAGCUUGUAGGUGCGGAGGCGCAUUCAACAAGGCGUGUCAUGGAUUUCCCAGGGGUUGACUACUACGUGAAAGCGAAAAAUUUCUCUGGAUAUCCCCUGUUUGUCUCAGUCCGAGAUGGCGAUACUUCUCAAUUGUGGGCACUGUAUAAGGAUUUGUCUACUAUGGUCGAAACGAGCAAUGAUCCGGGCAAUGCAAACUUCAAUCGAGUCCGGCUCUCCGGUAUCACCACAAUGGAACGCACCGCAGUGGUAUUGGGUGACUCGGUGAUUUUUGUGUCGGGCCAGUUGUUUGUGUCGGGCCAGGGCAAUGAAUUGUCGACGACUGAUGGAACACCCAAGAGAACCUAUUCUUUCUUCGAUCCCAGCAAUUAUUAUGACACGACCUAUCCUGGCCGGGUCCGGUCAUGCCGCACGAGCCUGUUGGGAAGAGGGCCCCUCAGAACUGGGCAGAUGGUGUUUAAGGUCAGGGACUUCUGGUCCUCAAAUUUUCUGUUUGUCACGGAUGAAGAGUUGCGUGACAUAGGAAUUGUCGGAGUCUUGCCGCAGUCUACCACGUUGACUUUGGGGUAA